CAGAAGUACAACAUCAUGGCAACUCGAAACGGUGAUGAUCCAUGCAGGUCAUGUUCAUCACACAAAAGAAAAGUCAAUGAGGUUGAUACAGAGCAGGGCAAAGUGAAUGAAGCAGAAAAUCUCUUACAGAGCACUGUAUACUACCAAAAUCAGAGUGAGAUGGAAGAGAGUACAGAAAAUGGAAUGAUUGUGCCUGAUCUGCCAGAAACCACAAACCAGACAAGUCCCAGUUCCAGUAUGGAAAUAGGACGUCAGCUGGCAAUCAUUGGAGAUGAACUUAAUCAUCAAAAGAACAGAGAAUUUCAAGGUGUGCAGGCACACCUUUUUCUCCCAUCUGAAAAUGGAUAUGAGCCCUUCUGUAGAGUUGCUGAAAGGUUAUAUGACAAUGGAAUCAACUGGACCCAAACAAUUGCUCUGCUGAGUCUCAGCUACAAAAUGGUGACUUAUGUCUAUCGGAGAGCAGUUAUGGGGUGUUUUGGCAAAGCUACAAAAUCUGUUGCAAAGAUUAUUGCAAAGAACCAAGUUGCUCAAUGGAUUAUUGAACAAGGUGGCUGGACCACUGCCUUGUCCAUUGAGAAUGCCAACCUGAAGUGGCUGUUUGGAAUUCUAGUGGCUGUCAUGCUGGGCGUGGCGAUUGCCCAAAGAUUUAUAACCCAUGAAUAGUUCCAUGUGCUGUGCUGGAUUGUCAAAGCUGGUCUUAGACCAAGCAGCAUAUCUGCUGAUUACUUCACCCUGGUGGUGGAUAUUUUUUAUUAUCAAGUUUGACUUUUAGAAAUAAUGUUUUUCAAAUAUUUUUGCUUUGGAUAUUUAAGUUUUUUUUUGGGAAAAGUGCUGGGCCACUCUUACAUUUUCUAAACUUUAAUAAUAUAACGAUGUAAUUGAAUAUAUGACUGUUGCUGAUAACUGUCUAGGUUGAUUGCCUUUGGGGAUAUUUGCUAUAGUUUUUCCUAUAUUGUACAAAAUUAUUGUGAUGAUCCUGGCAACACUGUCUUGAAUUAUAAUAUGAAAAAGAGCUAUUAUUACAUAAGUAUAAAAAGGAUGAUCGUCAUUUCUAGUCAGAACUUUUACUUAGUGAAAUUUUAUUGUUUGGUAUUGAUGGAACAUGAUUUGCCCAUUUGAUGCAGGUGUUAACUUGUUUGGAUCAAUACAUCCAUCCAGUAGGGCAUACCAUAAAAAAUAAAAGCAAGACUCCUCAGAUGCUCGAAAUCUGAAAUAAAAGUAGAA
Molecule: messenger RNA, 1224 nt
Organism: Chiloscyllium plagiosum (whitespotted bambooshark)
Lineage: Eukaryota; Metazoa; Chordata; Chondrichthyes; Orectolobiformes; Hemiscylliidae
Source: RefSeq, a predicted model, not a curated record